Strongyloides ratti is the source of this 486-nucleotide messenger RNA. RefSeq names its product Protein PBDC1. The transcript is spliced from 2 exons. Gene Ontology annotation, cellular component: cytoplasm. The record is from RefSeq and is a predicted model, not a curated record. The coding region runs from base 1 to 486 and encodes 161 amino acids. NCBI's taxonomy places the organism in Eukaryota, Metazoa, Nematoda, Chromadorea, Rhabditida, Strongyloididae.
AUGGCAAAUUUGGAAACACAACUUACAGCUCCAGCAGAGGAUUACAUUAAUGAUCCAUCAAUAGAAUUUGCUUGGGCAAUGAAAGCCAGUGAAAGAGCAAGCAUUCAUCAAAAUUUACUUCUUAAUUGUGAUACCAAAACAUUAAAAUUAAAUAAAUACCAAGAUGAAAUAUAUAAAGCAUUUAGAGAAACUUUUCCAGAUUUAAAUAUAGAACUGGUAACUGAGGAACAAUUAAAAGGUGAUAACAAAAAAAAAUGGCAUGAUUUUUGUGAGUCAUUCAAAGAAGUUGAUGACUAUAAUAUGGGAGCUUUAAUGAGAAUGGAUGUAAAGACAAUAUACACACCAGAUAAUACUAUUAUUGUUCCAAGGAUACAAUUUUUGGCCAUCGAAGGUGCUAGAAAUGUUGAAGGAGUUAAUGAAAAAUACAAAGAAUCAAUUUCCCGUGACUAUCAAAAGGCCUCAAAUGAUGGAACUUUGGCUAUUUGA